CCAACGGAACAUCUUCACUAGCUGACAUCUACCUGGAUACUAAAUUUGGCGCACUAAACAAUGCAUAAGGGUAGAAUGAAGAAGGAAUCCUACACGUUCUAAUCUCUAUAAUUUGGGUGCAAAAAAACAGCUUUUGAUGUGGUUUCAUGCAUAUAUAGCCUCCCUAAUGUUUAGUAUUUGUUAUAAACUCUUAUGUUGUUUAGACGUCAAAAUUAUUCAAUAUUUAAUUCUUCCUUUGUUCCUUUCACUUAUAUAUAACAACGCACUCUCACAUGUGAGAUUUUAUUUCAUACACCUUUAAUUUUAUGCUUUUCUCCCAUUGUCAUAAUCACAACCAUAAUAAUGCCAACAAAAAUGGAAAAUUUCUCCACAAAUAUUAUCAAUAUCGGAGUUCAAAAAGACGGUUCUUAUUCUGAUUCCCCUAACUUUUCGGUUAAGGUUCAACGAGGUUUACCCAACUUUCUCACGUCAGUGAACCUCCAAUAUGUCAAACUUGGCUACCAUAUUCUUAUUAGCCAUGGCUUGUAUAUUGUUAUAGCCCCAUUUUUGGCUCUUAUUGGUUUUGCCCAACUAGGCAAACUCGUAUGGGAUGACUUUGAUCUUCACCUAGAUUUUUCAAGUGUCCUUCUAAUUCUUGGACUUCUAUGUUUGAUUGCUUAUAUCUAUGUUGAUUUUCUCCUUCCAAGACCUACCUACUUAGUUGAUUUCGCUUGCUAUUCUCCACCAAAAGAGCUUAAGGUAUCAAAGCAGGAUUUCAUAAACUUGGCAAGAAAAUCAGGCAAAUACGAUGAAAAAACAAUAGAAUUCCAAGCAAAAGCCCUAAAACAUUCAGGCAUAGGUGAUGAAACAUAUCUACCAAAAACAAUAUUCCAACCUGGAUUCGAGAAAUCGCUCAAAGAAUCAAGAGAAGAAGCAUCAAUGGUGAUAUUCGGAGUUGUCGAUAAUCUCUUAGCUUCAUCAAAAAUAAACCCAAAAGACAUAUCCAUCUUGAUUGUAAAUUGUUCGGCACUUAACACAACACCAUCACUUUCUGCCAUGGUUAUAAACCGUUACAAGCUUAAGAACAAUGUACAGAGUUUCAAUCUUGGUGGAAUGGGUUGUGGUGCUGGUACUGUAGCCAUUGAUUUGGCUCGAGAUCUGUUGCGUAAUUAUGGGAGAUCGUAUGCGCUGGUAGUUAGUACUGAGAUUAUUUGCCAUUCUUGGUAUACUGGAAAAGAUGUUGAUAUGUUGUUGCCGAAUUGUUUUCUUAGAAUGGGAGGUGCUGCUAUGCUUCUUACUAAUCGUCGGAUUGAUCGUUGGAGGGCCAAAUAUGAGUUGAAACAGAUAGUUCGAACCCACAAGGGGACGGACAAUAGAAGCUUCAAAAGUGUAUACCUUAAAGAAGAUUCCGAAGGAAAGUUAGGCUUCUCAGUGAGCAAAGAUGUGUUAGAAUUGGGAGGACAAGCCGUAAAGACUAAUAUCACCACACUUGGGCCAUUAGUCCUUCCAUUUUCUGAACAACUUAAAUUUUUUGCAACUUUACUACUAAACAAUAACUCAUCAACCCCUUACAUUCCUAACUACAAGAAGGCGUUCAAUCAUUUUUGCAUCUUAGCAAUGAACAAAAGAGUGCUCGAUGAAUUCGGGAACAACUUAGAGCUCACAAACGAACAUAUGGAGGCAUCAAGGAAAACAUUGGAGAAAUUUGGUAACACAUCUUGUAGUAGUGUUUGGUAUGAGUUAGCUUACUUGGAAGCUAAUAACAAAAUUAAACGAGGUGAUAGGAUUUGGCAAAUAACUUUCGGAUCAGGUAUUAAGUGUAACAGUGCAGUUUGGAGGGCUCUUAGGGACACUGCAUGUCCUAAGAAGAGUCCUUGGUUUGAGUAUGAGGACUCCAUAUGAUCAUAGAUAUGGUAUAUAUGCUUUGCUUUGUGUUUUCCAUACACAUUUUUAUUGUGUACAUUGUAUUAUUAUUAUGAUCAUAGAUAUGGUAUACAUUGUAUUGCAUCCAUAAGGAUAAAUAAAGCUUAUUAUGUUUAAA
Amaranthus tricolor (Joseph's coat) is the source of this 2020-nucleotide messenger RNA. Its product is annotated as 3-ketoacyl-CoA synthase 10-like. Gene Ontology annotation, cellular component: membrane. Gene Ontology annotation, molecular function: acyltransferase activity, transferring groups other than amino-acyl groups. Gene Ontology annotation, biological process: fatty acid biosynthetic process. Bases 343 to 1881 code for a protein of 512 amino acids. The transcript has 3 exons. The record is from RefSeq and is a predicted model, not a curated record. NCBI's taxonomy places the organism in Eukaryota, Viridiplantae, Streptophyta, Magnoliopsida, Caryophyllales, Amaranthaceae.